ACCCGCGCCGACACCACCGGAGCUCCGUCAACCAAUGAGCGGCCGCCGCAGCCUUAAGUAGGCCAAGCCGCUUCCGGGUUCUUUGAAGGAGGACUCGGACUGGACCGGAGCUCUUAGACCGGCACACGUUGGGGGGGAAACAACAACAACAAUAACAACAACAACAACAACAACAACAACGCCGCGUGGACAGGAAGACGCUUUUUAUUUUCAUGUUGUUCUUCAACAUCGAGCGGAUUACACUUUUUGGAAGAGGCGUGGGCUCGGAGGGUCGACGCCAAGCCGGAAGUGAAGGCGUCAGGUGGGCGGCACAGGUCAGGUGAUACAGGUCCACGACCUCGUCUGAACUCUAAGACCAGGACAACAAAGGAGGAGUGAGACGGGAAUCAGACUCGCAACUUCUUCAGUGUUUAUGGACUGCAGGCGGUGAUGUCUCCAGGCGAGGACGGUCUGAUCGGGAUCCCGUUUCCGGAGCACAGCAGCGAGAUCUUGUCGCACCUCAACAACCAGAGAAGGACGGGGCUCCUGUGUGACCUCACGCUGACCUCCCGCGGGGCCCGCUACCCGACUCACCGCUCCGUCAUGGCCGCCGUCAGCCUCUACUUCCGCCGGCUCUUUGGUGCCGAAGAAGGCGGCGGCGGUGGCGGUUUCAGCGUGUGCCAGCUGGACUGUGUGGCGCCGGACGCCCUGGACGCCCUGCUGGAGUUCGCCUACACGGCCACCCUCACCAUUCCCAGCUCGGGCAUGAGGGACGUCCUGCGAGGGGCGCGGCUCCUGGGCAUCCAGUGCGUGGCCGACGCCUGCAGCGACAUCCUCGGGGAGAAGGUGGAGCCUGCGGAGGAAGAGGAGCAGAGGAACCGGAGCAUGGCGGCUCCUCGGAGGCCGGGGGCGGAGCCCGGAGGAGAUCCCAGAUCCCGAAGAAAGACGGACAGAAAGAAGGUGAAGAAGGUGGGGUCCUACCACGUCACGCCGCCUGGGGCUUCGCCGGUCCCGCACCCUUCGCCUCUUUCGGAGAGCCAGCCACCGACCCGGCCGCCCAGCCCCCAGCCAGAGGAGCUCCUCUUCCGCUGGAGGCACGACAAAGAUCCCGGAGCGCUCAGAGGACCGGAGAGGGCGGCCACACUCAACGGAGGUCACCCGCCGUGGCCUGCGGCACACCCGCCUCCUGCCCCGCCCUCAGAAGACAAGCCGUCUGGGGGCGACGACACGGACGGCUUUGGCAACGAAUCGGCGCUGGCGGAAAGCGCGUCUGCUGUCACCUCUGUGGCCGGGGCAGGGGCCGAGGCGACGGCGGGAGGCCGGAAGAGGAAGUCCCAAACACCUCAGCAGUGUCCCGUCUGCCAGAAGAUCAUCCAUGGAGCGGGAAAACUUCCUCGCCACAUGCGGACGCACACGGGGGAGAAACCCUUCCAGUGCUCUGCCUGCGGGGUUCGCUUCACCAGGAACGACAAGUUGAAGAUCCACAUGAGGAAGCACACGGGCGAGCGUCCGUACUCGUGCCCACAUUGCUCCGCCCGCUUCCUGCACUCCUACGACCUGAAGAACCACCUGUGCCUGCAUAGCGGGGGGCGGCCCUUCGAGUGCCCGCUGUGCCACAAGGCCUUCGCCCGCCACGACCACCUGCAGCGCCACCGCAAGGGACUCAGCUGCCUGGAGAUGCGGCCCCGACGAGGCCCCGACCGUGAAGAGUGGGGCGGGGCGGAGGCGGACGCAGGCGGGCGGCGCACGGAGCCCUCGCCGGAGCCCUCGCCGGACCACUCCUCGCUCUUCCUCUCGCCCGCCGUGGCGGAGGCCGGCGUGUUCCGGCGCGACGGCGACACGGAGCGUGCGCUCGCCCUGCAGGCCCUGGCCCAGCUCAGCCCGCACAGCUUCACCAACUACCACCGUCUCAUGCUGCAGCGGGGCGGGGAGGAGGGGGCGGGGCCGGGUGACGCGGGCGAGGAGGACUAGUAAGACUAGAAGAGGAUGACUAGUAAGACUAGCAGAGGAGGACUAGUAAGACUAGCAGAGGAGGACUAGUAAGACUAGAAGAGGACUAGUAAGAAUCUUCACUCAGGGUGGACUCAAACACCAAAGCGCUUUCAAAAGUAACGAUCCAAAAAAAACACUUUUUUUUAGCGAUACUGAAACAUUUGUUGUUCCACUGGCACUUAGGGGUGGGCGAUACUUUGAUACCAACACUGAUAGUCAUAUGUUGAUUAUCGAUACUGAUAUCAAUCCUUUCACUUUCCCUACGCGAGCCUUUCCAAGACCAUUGAACCGCCUUCCAAUUCUAUUUGGAACUAACAUGUAAACACCAGACCGGUGAA
Messenger RNA from Nerophis lumbriciformis (worm pipefish), 2309 nucleotides. Its product is annotated as zinc finger and BTB domain-containing protein 7B-like. NCBI's taxonomy places the organism in Eukaryota, Metazoa, Chordata, Actinopteri, Syngnathiformes, Syngnathidae. Gene Ontology annotation, molecular function: RNA polymerase II cis-regulatory region sequence-specific DNA binding; DNA-binding transcription factor activity, RNA polymerase II-specific; protein binding. Gene Ontology annotation, biological process: regulation of transcription by RNA polymerase II; positive regulation of gene expression. The record is from RefSeq and is a predicted model, not a curated record.